AUGGGGGAAGACAAUAUCAUCGAUUUUGUGUCCUUGAAGCAGACACUCGUGUUCUGGAACAUAGAUGACUACCCAAUCCCUGUUGAUGCUACCGAUGCUCUUGAUCCUGUUUUUGCUGAUAUCUUAAAAGCUCUUGAUUUAAUGGGCUUUCGUUAUGGGUAUAUGGACGUGAAUCUGUAUUCUGAGAAACUCAACUGCGACAAAAAAGAGGAUGAAAUAAUCAACGGCUUAGUCCAAGGUGUUUCUUAUUCGGCUUUUGCUUACAAAGUGCCGGCCAUCACUUUGUAUAUGAUUCGUCUGGCAUCAAUGAUUGGACCAGGACCAGUAAAUAUUUGUGUAAUCGCAAAACCAAAAAGGGAGUUGCAUAGGGUUCUCCAGUGUUUGAAAUCUAGGCGUCACAAUGUUGUCCUAGUAGUGCCACCUCCACCGCCUGAUGAAGAAUUUCUCUUUAGUGUAGACUUUCUGCUUGAGAACUCACGACUUUUAGGGGGAGGAAAGCCAAGAUUCAAAGAUUUCUAUCGUCAUUGUAUGUAUGAGUAUGAUAUGUCCGCAGAAAAGUAUGUAGAGAUCAAAGAAGAUGUCUCCAAGACUGUAGAUUUCUCCGAGCGUAUCCCAACCGUCAAAGGGGCUAGGACAGCCGUCUUCUGGGAUGCUGUGGCUUGCCCAUUCCCUCUUGGUUCCACUCCUGAUGAGAUCUACAACUCUAUCUCAUCAGCUCUUGUGGCAAGGGAGUUUAGUGAUAACAUUACAAUAUGGGCCUAUCUUGAUGAUGAUGACAAGAGGUUACUGGGUGGUGACAAGACGUGGCUUUCCAGAAUCCAUUUUCUUCCCGGAGGGGAUAAAGCCUCAAGACGUGUGAGAAUGUUAAAUGACAUAUAUUUAUGGAAAAGGGACUCUCCUCCGUUGGUCAGGCAUUAUGAAGCUAGUUUGCUCAUAUUCUCCGAUCAGUUCAAUGAUGACGCCUACUACACGGAUAUGCUUCAAAAUUUGGCUAACAUGCAUUACGAUCUUCUCUUAGUCACUCCGACUCUCGACAUCAACAAACCAGAAUGCCCUGAAUGGCCUCUAUUGCUUUUAGAUAGAGGCGCACACUUGUUUGAUGAUGAAACAAGCCGAAUCUCUCAACAACCUUCUUCUUUGAAGCAGACAUACGUGUUCUGGAACAUAGAUGACUACCCAAUCCCUGUAGAUGGUAGCGUUGAUCUUAGUCCUGUUUUUGGUGAUAUGUCAAAAGCUCUGGAUGUAAUGGGUUUUUGUUUUGGGUAUAUGGACGUGACAUUGUAUUCUGAGCAAGUCAGCUGUGACAAAAAAGAGUCCGAACUAUUCAACCACUGCUUAAUCCAAUUUGUUUCUCUUCUGUUUAUUAUAAUAGGUGAGUCUUAUAGGGCUCGUGUUUACAAAGUGCCGGAUAUCACUUUGCGUAUGAUUCGUUUCGCAUCAAUGCUUGGACCAGGACCGAUAAAUUUUUUGGUAAUCGCAAAACCAAAAAGGGAGUUGCACAGGGUUCUGCACUGUUUGAAAUCUAGGCGUCACAAUGUUGUCCUAGUAGAGCCGCCUCCUGAUGAAGAAUCAUAUCUCUUUACUCUAGACUCUCUACUUAAUAAUGCAAGACUUUUGGAUGGAGGAAAGCCUCGGUACAAAGCUCGACAUAGUCAUCGUACGUAUCAGUAUGAUCUCCAUGUAGAAAAGGAUCAAGUAGUGACCAAAGAAGAUGUCUCCAAGACGGUAGAUUUCUCCGAGCGUAUCCCAACCGUCAAAGGGGUUAGGACAGCUGUCUUCUGGGAUACCGUGGAUUGUCCAUUCCCUCUUGGUUCCACUCCUGAUGAGAUCUACAACUCUAUCUCAUCAGCUCUUGUGGCAAGGGAGUUUAGUGAUAACAUUACAAUAUGGGCUUAUCUUGAUGAUGAUGACAAGAGGUUACUGGGUGGUGACAAGACGUGGCUUUCCAGAAUCCACUUUCUCCCCGGAGGAGAUAAACGACGUGUGAGAAUGUUAAAUGACAUUUAUUUAUGGGUAAGGGACUCUCCUCAGAUGAAGAGGAGUUAUGAAGCUAGUUUGUUCAUAUUCUCAGAUCAGUUCGAAGAUGCCGCCUACUACACCAAUAUGCUUCAAAAAUUGGGUGACAUGCGUUACGAGCUUUUCGUAGCCACUCCGAAAGGAUAUGCUUCAAGAAUUGGGUCCUCUUCUCAGAGUCUGGACAUUAACAAUCCAGAAAGCCCUGACUGGCCUGGAUUGCUUAUGGAUAAAGGCGCAUACUUUUUUAAUGAUGAAACAAGCCAAAUCUCUCAAGAAUCUUCUUCUCUCACGCUGCUUGAAGCCGAUGAUGCCACUGCAGAAGAGGAAGAAGUAGAAGAAGAAAGACCUGAGAUGCUGAGUGACAUGGAGGAUUACAGAGACGAAGAAGAGAUGCUUGUUGAUGACACUCUUCCCUUGGAACCUCGGACUGAUCAUGACGCCAUGAACUUACCAGGAUGGCCAGGCUGGGAAAAGCAUAACAACUCUGAUGACAUGUAUCGCUGGGAUCCUAUUACUAUGAUGUACAAACUAAAGAGCCUAUUUCCCAAAGAGCAUGAAGCCGAUGCCACGGCCGAGGAAGAAACUCCUGAGAAACAUGCGUAG
Eruca vesicaria subsp. sativa (arugula) is the source of this 2619-nucleotide messenger RNA. NCBI's taxonomy places the organism in Eukaryota, Viridiplantae, Streptophyta, Magnoliopsida, Brassicales, Brassicaceae. The record is from the annotation of a GenBank genome assembly.